Molecule: messenger RNA, 3444 nt
Organism: Plasmodium vinckei vinckei
Lineage: Eukaryota; Apicomplexa; Aconoidasida; Haemosporida; Plasmodiidae
Product: calcium/calmodulin-dependent protein kinase, putative
Exons: 1
Coding region: 1-3444 (1147 amino acids)
Biological process (GO): intracellular signal transduction; protein phosphorylation
Cellular component (GO): cytoplasm
Molecular function (GO): protein serine/threonine kinase activity; ATP binding
Source: RefSeq, a predicted model, not a curated record
AUGCUGAACAAUAUUGAUACAAAUGAAAAUAUAAAUAAAAAAAUUAAAAAAUUAGAUAACGAAAAAAUAGAAGACUAUUUUGUUAUUAAAAAUUUCUUACCAAUAUGUGAAGAAUUCUUAUUAAAACAUUACAAGCACUUGUUUGAAGAUUUUAUAAACAAACAAGAUGAAAACAAAUGCAAUAAUAAUAUCACAACCCAAGUAAAGAAAGAGAAUACACAUCAACGUUUUAGACAAAAUGAUGAAAAUUUUCAACCCAAACAAUUUGAAAAUAUAAACAUUGCUACACCAUCAAAGAAAAGAAAAAAGUCUUACGAAACAGACACACAAGAUGAUACUACAAAUAAUACAAAAAAAAAUAAAUAUAAAAAAAAAAGACAGAAAUUUCAUUCAAACAAAUUUAAUCUAUAUCAAUAUUAUGCACAAAUAAAUAAAAAAAGUUUAAAAGAAAUCGAAUUACCAUUUGAUCGAGCUGUUUUACUAAAUGCUAUCGAUAAACAAAAUAAUACUAAAAAAAUUAUAAAAAUUAUAAAUAAAAAAAAAGCAUUAAGUGCUUUUGGUGAAACAUGGGGACAUAUGAUAGAGUAUAUUCUAUCAAUAAACCAACAUAAAAAUUUAAUGAAAAUAUAUGAUAUAUAUGAUGAUGGUAAAAAUUUCUAUUUAAUUAUGGAAAAGUUAAGAGGCAAAGAAUUGUUUACAUUCUUAGUAUAUAAAAAACAAAUUAAAGAAAAUGUAUGUAAAUAUAUAAUGUUACAAAUAUUAGAAGCUGUUAAUUAUUUACACUAUCAUAAUAUUAUACAUCGAGAUAUUAAACCAGAAAAUCUUAUGUUUCGAAAUAAAAAAAGAAAAGAUAAAAAUUAUGAAUAUAAUUAUGAGCUAGUACUAAUAGAUUAUGACACUUGCCAGUUCAUCAAACCGCAAACCUAUUUCACUCUCCUCCCAAGUAAUAAUCAGCAUUAUAAAAAUGGUACUCCCAAAAAUGGGCAUGCAAAAAUUGAGCAAAAGACAAGCUCCAUCAAUCAAAUUACCUACUUCUCCGAAACCAAAGGUACCACUCUUAAAUCAGCUAAAAUUGUUAGAAAUAAAAAUGAGAUUGAACAGAUUGACAAACAUAAUGAAACAUCUUUCAAGUGGGGAAUGUAUAGAAAACGAAAUCUAGAAAUUAGUGAGAAAAAAAAAGAAACUGAAAUAAAGACAGUACAACAUAAUGAUAGUACAAAUUGUAUAUCACCAAAAAAAUCAAAGCAUGUAAAACUGGUUGGAACAUAUGGAUAUAUAGCUCCUGAAAUUAUAAAAGGAUUAAAUUAUUCUAUAUCUUCAGAUAUAUGGUCAAUAGGAAUUAUAUUGUAUAUACUAAUCACAGGAGUUACACCCCUUCCUAUGUGUCUUAUGAUUAAUUAUAGAAAUACAAAAGAAAUAUUAAUGAAAAAAGAAAAAAAAGGAAUAAACUUUAAUCUAUUAUCUUUUAAUAAUUAUCCAUUAGCUAAAGAUUUAUGUCAACAAUUUUUACAAUUCGAUCCAACAAAAAGAAUUAAAAAUACAAUCACUGCUUCCUACCAUCCAUGGCUAAGAUUUUUUAAUUUUUCAAAAAAAAAUUAUAUAACUAACACAUAUAGACAUAAUAAUUUAUAUAAUGCAUUAUCAUUUUAUUCAAACAAAAUUUAUAAACCUAAUAAAUCCCCAAUAAGUCAUCAUCAAAAUAAUUAUCAUACUAUUUUAAAACCUUCUUUUUCCUCUAAUAAAAUUACAUACUCUAUAUCUGAAAUUAUUCCUGAAUCGAUAUUUACAAAAGAAAAUAAAAAUAAUAUCCAACUUAAAUAUACAAUACCAAUUCAGUACGAAGCAAAUAAUACUAUAUAUCCAAUUGUUUUUCACAACAAUUUUAAUUUAUAUCCUCAAAGUCAGUUUGAAGAAUCAAAUCAUCUUAUCAUUCAACAUAAUUUAGAUAUCCUCAAGUCUUUAAAAAAUACAAAAGAAAUCACAGACCAAUCUGCAAACCAAAUAUUAUAUAACAACAACAACAACAACGAUGAAAAUGCUUUUCAAAAUUGCUACCCAAAUCAUGCUAAUUUAUUAAUAUGUAAAACUGGAAUAGUCAAACAAGAUACCAUUCACUACAACUUAAAUAAUACUACACAUGUUGCAAAAAAAGUGAAAAAUAAUCAUAUACAUAUGGCUUGGGAAAAUGAACAAAAUGUGCCAUUACAUGAUAUGCCUCUUAAAAUUGAAAAGGACAAUACUUAUAUAAAUAAAUCCAAUUUAAAACAUAAUACAAAUGGAUAUAAACAUGUUAUGCAUUUAUUUGAAAAUAUAAUAGAAAAUAAAAAAACAAAUUUAUAUAAGUUUCCUUCCAUAAACAAUAGUACAAUACCGUUUACAUACACAGAUUACCCAAACAAUAUAUCCAUACACCCACUUACAAACUCCCAUGUAAAUAAUAAUGAAAUAAAAUGUGAAUGUCAACCAUCUAACAAUAAUUAUAAUAAAAAUAUGAAUGAGUGUAAUAUAAAAAUAUGUCAAGCUCAAAAUGGAGCAUCAAAUUUUAAAGUCUCAAACCUAACAACUUCUCUACCAUCCAUUGAAAAUAAAAAUGAUAUAAAACAAAAAACAAACAAACUAAAUAUAUCUGAUCAUACUGUCAAUACAUUGACCGACUGUCAAGUAAUUAACAAAUAUAAUGAUAUAAUUAAAAAUUCCCAAAAUCAAUCUAACAUUUUGUAUAUACAUGAAAAUGUACAAAAAAAUAAACCAAACCAACAAUAUAUGCAAAAUGGAUGUACAAACAUAAAUAUUCAAAACUACAAUGACACACUUCCUACUAUAGUGCCUUAUAAAGUUCCAGAUAAUAAUUAUUGUCAUAUAUUUUAUUCCGCCAUCCCUCAAAAUAAUAGUAACAUAUCUGAUACCCCAAAUGAAGAAGAUCAAAACCAAUAUUGUCCAAUACAUAAUUAUAAAACUAAUAAAUGUUUUCAUCUAGACAAUACAAUCAUAAAUAAAUUUAAUUAUUCUCCGGUUUUUUAUAACCACCCAUAUAAAUAUAAUAUAAAUAAUUUAUUAUAUACCAAUAAUAAACAUUUUCUUAUGAAUAAAUUUAAUAAUUUUUACAAAAAUGUAAUAAACCAUGACCCUAUAUAUUUUGUAAAUAAUUUAAAUACAUCUAACCAGAUAAAUACUUAUAACAAUUCAAUCAUGAAUAAAAAUAAUUCCAUUUUUAAUAACUUAGCAAACAAUAAAUCUUAUGAUUAUUUUGUUUUACAUAAAAAUACAAACAUAUAUCCAGACCAAGACUAUACAAAUAAUAAUUAUUCUUCCAUAUAUACACAUAAGAAAUUAAAAAAAAACAAUAAUACAUAUCCAUCCUAUAUUAUUAACAAACUAAAUCCUAACCAACCUCAAUCAAAAGAAUUCAACUCAUUGAAUACCUCGAAAUAUGAUACCCCUUAA